UUGAUAUUUCAAGUGUACUUUUAAGUAACAGUGAGUGUAUAAUAAAAAGGUCCGAAGAUAUUUGUAAUUAAUAAAACUUCAAAAUCUUACUGAAGAAAACUUCAUAAUUUUAUUAUUAGAGAACUAAAUUGAUAUGGCAGAAGAUUUUGGAAGAGAUACACCACCUAUGUACACAACAAAUGAAGAAACAAAAACUGCUGGACAACCUCUUUCCGAUUUUUUAUUACAACUCGAAGAUUAUACGCCAACAGUGCCUGAUGCUAUCAGUGAACAUUAUUUACAUACAGCUGGUUUUAAUACAACUGAUCCUAGAAUAGUGAGAUUGGUUUCAUUAGCUGCACAAAAAUUUAUAUCUGAAAUAGCAAACGAUGCCCUACAACAUUGUAAAACACGUGGAGCCAAUCAGAACACAAAAACAAAAGGGAAAGAUCGGCGUUACACUCUUACCAUGGAAGAUUUGACCCCAGCAGUUGCAGAAUAUGGCAUCAUAGUUAAAAAACCACAUUAUUUUGUUUGA
Eufriesea mexicana is the source of this 517-nucleotide messenger RNA. RefSeq names its product transcription initiation factor TFIID subunit 10. Gene Ontology annotation, molecular function: promoter-specific chromatin binding; RNA polymerase II general transcription initiation factor activity. The record is from RefSeq and is a predicted model, not a curated record. The transcript has 4 exons. Lineage: Eukaryota; Metazoa; Arthropoda; Insecta; Hymenoptera; Apidae. Gene Ontology annotation, biological process: transcription initiation at RNA polymerase II promoter. Gene Ontology annotation, cellular component: nucleus; transcription factor TFIID complex; SAGA complex. The coding region runs from base 134 to 517 and encodes 127 amino acids.